AUGACUAUUAACCCUGUCGUACCAACUCCUUGGACGGAAACUCCGUUGAAGACAUCAGCUACGUUGUCCAAGCUGGCUGGAUGCCGCGUUCUUUUAAAGCUGGAGAACCUCCAGCCUAGCGGAUCCUUCAAGUCCAGGGGCAUCGGUAACCUAGUCCGCAAAGCCGUCAUCGCCGCACCACCCAACACACCACUACACUUCUACGCUUCUUCCGGCGGCAAUGCAGGACUGGCAUGUGUGACCGCCGCGACCGCCUUAGGAUAUCCGUCCACAGUGGUGGUUCCCACGCUGACGAAGCCGAUGAUGAUGGAAAAGAUCAAGACUGCAGGCGAAGGACAAACGAACGUGAUGCAGAUCGGGAAGAUAUGGCUUGAAGCUGAUAGACAUUUGCGAGAAGAGAUUUUGGCACACGACCCCAAUGGAAUAUACGUGCCUCCCUUCGAUCAUCCGGAUAUCUGGGAGGGAGCGGAGACUUUGGUGCAGGAAAUAGAGGAGCAGCUCGAGGGAGGAUUGCCCGAUGCCAUAGUCGCCUGUGUAGGAGGAGGAGGACUUCUGACUGGAAUCUGUCAAGGAAUCGCUAAGUCGCCCAUACAACAAGACAAUAAGACAUUAGUCAUCGCCAUCGAGACAGCCGGCGCGGAUUCUUUUCACGCCUCGGUACUAGCCAAAGAGAAUACUACUAUCCCCGGAAUCACCUCGAUUGCCACCUCCCUCGGCUGCACUCGCGUAGCUGAUGAAGCCUUCAAAUGGUCUCAAUCUCAAGAGGUCAACGUUCAUUCGCUCGUUGUAAGCGACAAAGAAGCCGUCGAAGCGUGUCUCCGUUUCGCAGAUGACGAAAGGAUAAUGGUGGAGCCUGCAUGCGGAGCGACGCUCGCUGCGAUAUAUAGUGGGAAACUGAAGGAGGUGCUGGAAUUGAAGCUGAACGAGGACAGUCAGGUGGUGCUCGUAGUUUGCGGAGGCUCGAAUAUCUCGCUGAAGAUGCUGGAGGAGUACAGGCAUAUAUUCAAUAUCGAAUGA
Messenger RNA from Kwoniella shivajii, 1017 nucleotides. RefSeq lists its product as uncharacterized. Gene Ontology annotation, biological process: L-threonine catabolic process; L-serine catabolic process. The coding region runs from base 1 to 1017 and encodes 338 amino acids. The record is from RefSeq and is a predicted model, not a curated record. The transcript is spliced from 3 exons. NCBI's taxonomy places the organism in Eukaryota, Fungi, Basidiomycota, Tremellomycetes, Tremellales, Cryptococcaceae. Gene Ontology annotation, molecular function: threonine deaminase activity; pyridoxal phosphate binding; L-serine ammonia-lyase activity.